This is a messenger RNA of Entelurus aequoreus (snake pipefish), 3991 nucleotides long. RefSeq names its product DUF4554 domain-containing protein (gene top6bl). The coding region runs from base 54 to 1379 and encodes 441 amino acids. The transcript is spliced from 14 exons. The record is from RefSeq and is a predicted model, not a curated record. NCBI's taxonomy places the organism in Eukaryota, Metazoa, Chordata, Actinopteri, Syngnathiformes, Syngnathidae. Gene Ontology annotation, biological process: meiotic DNA double-strand break formation.
AUUGUAAUUAGCACUCAGUCAAUCCCAGUUGUGGAACACAAGCAGCCACCAAGAUGCAGGAACUAAUCAAACAGGCCCUGCGCUUGUUUGUACUUCUAGGAAAACAAAAUCAAAGUCAUGGCGGGAUUUUUGUUCUUCUUUGGACGGAAUCUGGAGCAGCAAACUGUACUGUGGCAGCUGCUGGUCCCAAGUGGAAAGGCGUGAGAAUGGAGGCACUCCAAAGUGUCCUCACAGAUUUGGGGUUUCUCUCUUCGGGACCUUCUGCUGAUCCUGACCCAGAAGAACUUUGUGCUUUCACUGAGCUGCACGGCUCCCUGAGAUUACUGCUGUCCUUUCAGGUCAAAGAUGCAAGACUCUUCACUCCUGACUGGCUCUCUGGAAUCCAAGCUUUCCUGCACACAUUUAGCCAGGCCAACGCACAGACCACAGUGCACCUGACAUGCAGAGUCCCUCAGCUGACCAUGCAGCAGCAAUUCAGAGCGACCUUUACGAGGAAAGUGAAAGUGGGAGAGCAGCUGUCGCUGACCUUGGAUGUCACCUGCAGUUCACCUGUGGACAAGCAGGUGAAGGAGGUCUGGUGUCAUGGCGGCCACCCCGUCCUGGGCAGCAUGUUGGCACUCAGCAUUCCUCCUGACGCCAUGGACCACGGCCUGUGCGGCCAGCUCGGCAUGCGUGUUGUGACUCUGCUCAGUCCUUGUCUGCUGCAGUACCCCAACCUCCGGGCCACGCUCACACAUCUUCAAGUGUUGGCGUACAGCCCGGCCAAUCUUCCCAUCACGUUGCCAGUACCCUUCCUCCAGAACCUUCCGGCUGGUCUGGACUGCCAGGAAGUGAGCCUCAGCAGCCCCUCCUACGCAGGUCCCUCACAUCACGGCGGGGUGGUGUACACUGUGGAGCAGGAAUCAGGCCAUGAACCGAAGAAAAAGUUCCAUCCCGUGGGACAGAAACUGUCCAUCUUCCUCUUCCUGCAGCACACCGACCCUUUUGCCUCGACUAUUUCUGACUUCAUGGUCACCGAGGUGUUGAUGGAGCGCCACCUGGACCACAUUCUGAGCAACAACAGCAGGACGCUCACCGCAGUGCUGCAGGAAGAGUUGGCAAACACUCUGAAGGCUCAACAUGGCAGAAAGCAGGACCAAGAGAAGAUGCUCACGGCCACUGAGGUCCUGCUCAGCUCCACCAUCAGCAUCGUCACCUGCAGCACCAACCAGGACUUCAGGAAGGACUGUAUGAGUCGCAUGCAGGUGUGCGACACUCAGCAGCUGUGGGCGUCUCUGCGUGAAGCCCUGCUGAGGGUGACAUCAUGGAGGUGUGUCCCGAGGAGCAGGUGCUACUCUGCUGCUCAGGUGGAAGAGCACCUGGAAAGUGCUCAUUAUUAGACAAUCAAUCCUCACUUCAACACAUAACACAUUGGAUGCAUUUCCAAGUCAUGGUUUAUAACAUACACUUUCAUUUUCAUUUCAUUUCCCUCAAUAUUACAUCAAAUACAUUUAAUAAUAUUUCAAUCUUGUCCAGUUGAACAUCCUAUUAACAUUAUGUGUUAUUGUGCCUCCCAUUAUAAUAUAAACUAUCUUGCCGUUUACAAAACAAUAUGAAUGAAUGCGAGUGUGAAUGUCGUACAUCUGUGUUGGCCCUGUGAUGAGGUGGCGACUUGUCCAGAGUGUACGCCGCCUUCCGCCCCAAAGCAGCUGGGAUAGGCUCCAGCAACCAGAGGUGGGACCAAGUCAUUGCUUUGCAAGUCACAAGUAAGUCUCAAGUCUUUGCCCUCAAGUCUCGAGUCAAGUCCCGAGUCAAGACAGGCAAGUCCCGAGUCAAGUCCAAAGUCAAGACUAGAAAGUCUCAAGUCAAGUCCCAAGUCCUGCAUUUUGAGUUUCGAGUCCUUUCAAGUCCUUUUAACCACAGACUAAUAUUUUUACACAGAUUGUGUAUGCUUUUAAAACGCUGUAUUUAUUUAUUAAAACAAGUGCAUUUGAAAUUGCAGGAAAAAAAAUGGUGCUGACAUUGCAAUUCAUAAUAGCACUAUUAACCAGUCAUUUUAAUAGUUUAAACAAUUUUAAACAUUUAACUCAUUCCUUUACAGAAUAAACACAUUUGCAAAAACAAACAUUAACAUACUAUUGGUUGUAUUUUAUGAAAAUAACAUUACCACAAAGUUGAGAAGGAGCAAAGAUCUUCAAUAUUUGUAUGUGAGAAUCACAAAGAAAUCUUCUGGGGGAGGAUGACGCCCCUACAGGGGCUUGGUUUACAAACUUUCAGCCCCACCUAAAACAAAAUUCACCAGCCGCCACUGAUUAUGAUGCAUUCUCAUUUUAGGCAAAGUAUAAGACAAUACUUUCUUAACAGUAUAAUUGUAACCAGGAAUAAGUCUUCAAGUAACAAUAUUCAAAUACUAACAUUGUUGGUUAAGACAGCAUUUGGUUUUAUUCUGAAUCCAGUGAAACAGAUUGGUGGUUUUAGCUGAUAUAAAGACUUUCAGGUGUUUAUAUAUGUUUAAGUAUUUGGCAGACGCUUUUAUCCAAAGCGACAUACAUAAAAAAUAGAUAUAAAACAAUCACUGUAAACAUGAUCAUUCAAGGGAAGAAUGUAAUACAAAAUAUCAAUACAAAGUGUCAAGACAGAAUAAACUCUCUGCUGCUGCAGCAACAUAGUUACAGUCUAUAGGUCCCUAAAAUAUAUAGAUAUCUAAUGUAUUCAUACAUUGUUUAUGUAGGAUAUACGCAUGUAUAUAUAAUCUAAUCAUAUUGUUUCUUCAACUUAAAAAUAGCUGACCGUUUUUUUCCCUCUUCUCUGGGCUUAUAUUCCCAGUUUUGAUCUCGGACGUCUGGUCAUUUAUAGCGUAUAAGAAUAUUAUAUUACUGUUAAGCAAACUAUGAAUAAUAAAAACGCCAAAACAUGUGUCCGUUAUCAUAGCUACACGUAUGACAAAAAAAACGCGUGAAAAUCAGUGGUAUUCAGUGAGGUAAGAUGAAUUAAAUUUGCUGACAGUUCAUUGCUCCUGCCAAAUGAAUUGCACUGAGUGGAGCGGAUCACCACUCCAAGAUGGCGGCUCCGCGUCUCGUCUGCGCCAGUAGGCCGUAGCGCUCAAUGCUGCGUACCCUUAUAAGAUGUCUAUGGUUAUAACGUUAGCAGUGAGUUUACAGCCUCACUGAUUUAACUACACAGCAAAUAAAAGUCAUGUUACUUAGCCAAUAAACGUUAUUUUACAUUCAAAACUUACCCUUCUUUGUGCAACUUCAAAUGUCGAACGAAGUUGGAAGUUGUUGCGUCUCCGUCUGUAAUAUUCGAACUGCGUGAUUUGCAUACGGCAAUUCGUUUUUUGUUGACCAAGUUGUAGUUUUUAUACCCGAACGAAACCAACUUUGGCAUAAUUGUUUCUCACUGCCGCAUUGUUUGACAACUCAUGUUCGGUGGUUGUCCUGCAAUUGGAUUGUAUGAGAGCUGUGGGAUGAAAACAACGUAGAUUUAAUUUGAUUGGCUGUUGUACUGACAGCACACACGCUGACAAGCAGCACACACGCUUAUAGACACAGACGUAUAAAAUGAAAGAUACGGAGCGCUCCCAAAUAACUUUUUAAGGUUUGGGUUUUGGGGAAAGUAGCAAGUCAUGUCAAGUCAAAAGCCUCAAGUCCAAGUGAAGUCACAAGUCAUUGAUGUUAAAGUCUAAGUCGAGUUGCAAGCCUCUUUACAUUUUGUCAAGUCGAGUCUAAAGUCAUCAAAUUCAUGACUCGAGUCUGACUCGAGUCCAAGUCAUGUGACUCGAGUCCACACCUCUGCCAGCAACCCCCGCAACCCUGAGAGGGACAAGCGGUUAGAAAAUGGAUGGAUUAAAUGAAUAUCAUUUGUGUUGUAAACAUCUUUAUUAUCUCUGUUGAACUAGCUUGGAAAUGGAAGUAUAGUUUUAGAGAUCUGUUAAUUGUGUAAUUUGUAUCUUUUGUAUUAUCUCACUUCUUCUAACAAUUGACUAAAGUAUUGCUGUUUUUUUAUUGUCAUC